Hydractinia symbiolongicarpus is the source of this 2048-nucleotide messenger RNA. RefSeq lists its product as uncharacterized. The record is from RefSeq and is a predicted model, not a curated record. Bases 1 to 1029 code for a protein of 342 amino acids. The transcript is spliced from 8 exons. NCBI's taxonomy places the organism in Eukaryota, Metazoa, Cnidaria, Hydrozoa, Anthoathecata, Hydractiniidae.
AUGAAGAAUCAUUAUGUAGUUUCUUGUAACAAAGACAAAAAUCUGCUAUGGAAAGCAGCUCAACAGAAAAAUAUUGAUCCACCGGAUGUAGUAAUUUACAAUUUCAGUGCUGCUUUAAUAGAUAAAGCAUCUCAAGUUCCAGGUUUUGAAAAUGUUCCAGUACCUGUAAUGAAUAUUCUGAUGGAAUAUGGAAAUAAUUAUAUUCUGGCAUGUUAUCAAAUUUUAACAUGUUUUGCACUUAUUUCACAGGCACAUGACGAUAUUACUUUGGAAAGCAUUAUUGAAUGUUCAGACAAAAACGCAGAGAUAUUUAAUUCCCAAUCUGAGGAACCAAUUGAGAAUGAUAUUUUAAAGCAAUUUAAUGACAUGCUUGGUAUGUGUCUGCCUGCCGUUAAUCUUGAAAAUAAAUUUCAAACUUAUAUUAAAGAGGCUAUUGAUACAGAUAAUAGCACGCCUCAACUAAUUGUUGCAGAAAAAAAAUUGCUCCUGUUGUCGACCUAUACAGAUUGCACAGAUUGCAUUCUUUAUGGCCUUCCAUUAGUGUUUGAGAUUGACAGUAAAUACUACUUGUAUAUAAGGUAUUUUGAAACUGAGCUACUAAAGGGUUUCUUUCAUUCUGCUGGAGUGGAACUUAUAAAGUCAGCAUUAAGCGAAAUAACUUUUGAAGAAACUUAUCUCAUGUCAAUAUACAAUGAUUGGGAUGUGAAAGCUGCACAAUCUCAUUGUUCAACUGAUAAACGUAGUAAAGGGACAUCUAAGAACAGCAAUGUCUUUAAAAUGAUAACCCAAGGAAAUCAAUCAGCAAUGAAUAAAUCUUUACCACUUGGACACACUGUCUUAAAAAGAAGAUUUUUGUCAAAUGCCCCUGGUUAUAUUGUUUUUUCCCGAAGGAAUGCAAGUAAAUGCAGAAAUAAAGACCCAAAGAAUUUGUGGUUUGUGUAUGCUUUUUUAUAUGCAAAAUCUUGUCAGCAGUUUAAAAUUAUUGUCAAUAGAUUGGGAUAUAUUUUAAAGCAGCACUUAUUCUACUGAAUGUGUAACUCUGCCUUCCAACUAACAAAGGCACUGUAAUGCACUUUAAAUAUAUUUAAUUAUUUUUAAAGGUUCUUUAAAGUCGAGGGAUUGGGAGAAGUAAGUAAAUAGGAUCACCUAAUUAAAGACUAUCUAAUCAAUCCAUCACAGAACCACAAAUAUUCCACCUUUAAAUACAUUGUGCAGCAUUUCGGUAUAAAGACUACUUUAACGUUAGAAGAGAAGUUUUUCACGUUAUUUGUUAUUCCCAACUUCCACAGAUGGGAAGCAAAUAAGUCCAGUAGUGUAAAGAAAGAAGAAUGUUUUAUUGGUAGCGGACGAUCACCAAGACACCAAGUGUUAAGAUUAAUUUUGCAAUUAUUUGAUAUAGAUGAAGAUUUUAAUAUGGUGGAUCAGAUAAAGCAGAAGCGAUAUGCCAUCUUAAAUGACGUUUUCAACAAUACUUACCAUCGCCUCCGUCAAGAAUAUGCCCCGCUUGUAAAGAAAAGGAGACUGUCAAGGAGAGUAAAGCCUAGACUGACAAUGCAAACACCCUUGCGUCAGCUAAACAUAUCUGACGAGGAAUUUAAAAGCAUGCAACAUCAAAAUGAAAUGGAAAGCAUUUCUUUAUAUCAAGCAUUUAAAGAUAAUAUACUGAAUCACGGAACCUUAAAAUGGAGAGUAUUUAGCAGUACUAAUCAAACAGUUGCAAUGAACGAUUAUGAUUCGGAAACUGGCGACUUUAAGUUUUUUGAUUAUGUUAUUGUAUCCAUGGAAGCCUCACCUUAGGAUAACGAUGUUGUCUGGAAUUGUUCCUGUGAAACAUUUCGUGUAUUAAUGUCUACUGUGCAGAUGAAUUUUGGCGAAAUUACUUGGGAAGGAUUGAUGUGUCUUCAUUGCCAGCUACAGAACUGGUAAAUAGCUCAGAUAACGUUUCUGAUAGUGAAGAUGGAGAGAUAGAUAUUACUGAUGACGUAGAGGAUGUCAAUUUAGAGUUAGAAGAAGAAAUUGUUAGCGAGGGUGGAUUGGCUGAUCAUUUG